AUGCGGGAGGCGAAGCUGGAACCCAACGUCAUCAGCUACAACGCUGGGAUCAGCGCGUCGCGUGCGGGAAGGGUGAGCAAUGGCAACGCUCUCUGGCGCUGUUCAGCGAGAUGUGGAAGGCGAAGCUGGAGCCGGACGUCAUCCAUCUUCAACGCUGGGAUCAUUGCGUGCGAGAAGGGUGAGCAAUGGCAGUGGUCGCUGGCGCUGUUGAGCGAGAUGCGGGAGGCAAGUCUGGAGCCCGACGUCAUCAGCUACAACGCUGGGAUCAGCGCGUGCGGACAGGGCGAGCAGUGGCAUCGGGCGGUGGCGUUGCUCAGGGACAUGUGGGAGGCGAAGCUUGAGCCCACCCAGAUUCAGCUACAACGCUGGGAUCAGCGCGUGCGGGAAAGGCAGACAGUGGUACCAGGCCUUGCUGCUGCUCAGCGAGAUGUGGGAGGCGAAGAUGGAGCCCGACCCCUAGUCUCCUACAAUGCCGGGAUCAGCGCGUGCGAGAAGGGCGAGCAGUGGCAGCGGGCUCUGGCACUGGUCGGCGAGAUGUGGGAGGCGAAGCUAGAGCCCGACGUCAUCAGCUACAGUGCUGGGAUCAGCGCGUGUGAGAACGGUCAGCAGUGGCAGCUGGCCCUGUCGCUGCUCAGCCAGAUGGUCGAGACGAAAUUGGAGCCUGACAACAUCAUCUACAACUCUGGGAUCUGCGCUUGCGAGAAAGGUCAGCAGUGGCAGCGGGCCCUGUCGUUGCUCAGCGAGAUGGGCGAGACGAAACUGGAGCCCGACUUCAUCAGCUACAACGCUGGGAUCAGCGCGUGCGAGAAAGGUCAGCAGUGGCAGCGGGCCCUGUCGCUACUAAGCGAGAUGGCCGAGACAUAUUUGGAGCCCGACGUCAUCAGCUACAAUGCUGGGAUCAGCCGCGUGCGAGAAGGGCGGGCAGUGGCAGCGGGCGCUCGCGCUGCUGAGCGAGAUGCGGCAGGUGAACCUGGAGCCCACUUCAGCUACGGCGCUGGGAUCAGCGCGUGCGAGAAGGGCGAGCAGUGGCAGCGGGCGCUUGCGCUGCUGGGCGAGAUGCGGGAGGCUAAGCUGGAGCCCAACGACAUCAGCUACAACGCUGCGACCUGCGCGUGUGAGAGAUGCGGCCAGUGGCGGCAUGCGUUGUCGCUGCUCAGCGAGAUGCGGGAGUGCAAUGUGGAGACGAGCGACAUCAGUUGCAACAUGUGCACCACAGCUUAUGAGAGGUCGUCUCUCGACUCGGCAGGAUUUCCAGGCUAUCUUGGGAUCGGUCUUUCGCGUUUUUGCGUGUCUUGCGAAGCACUGUGCGUGUGA
Messenger RNA from Prorocentrum cordatum, 1314 nucleotides. The record is from the annotation of a GenBank genome assembly. NCBI's taxonomy places the organism in Eukaryota, Dinophyceae, Prorocentrales, Prorocentraceae.